Messenger RNA from Diatraea saccharalis (sugarcane borer), 804 nucleotides. The record is from the annotation of a GenBank genome assembly. NCBI's taxonomy places the organism in Eukaryota, Metazoa, Arthropoda, Insecta, Lepidoptera, Crambidae.
AUGCGAAAGCUUUCAAACUCAAAAGGUCACUAAUGUAAGACAAACAUAUACUUAUCUAUCUAUAUCCCGUAUCCCUUGCGAGGUAUUAUAUAAUACUUUUGUUUGAUAUAAACAUAGAUAGUAUGGUCAUAUCACAACAGCACUACAUUGGCUUCAUAAAUUGUAAUGAAGGUAUACAUAUGAUAUUAAUAAUAUUACCUUCUAGAGUCUAAAUAAAUAAAUUAGUUCAAUAGUUUUUGAAAUAAUUUUCUAAAUUCAAAUAGUAUCACUCACUAUAGCAUUGUUGAUAGAGCACUAUUUAAAAAUGGUUUAUAAAAAAAAUACAAAACAAUUAAACUAUUCAUUGAUCCUAACAAUAUUAUUAAAGUUAACAGAAGCAAUUCAAAGUCUACAUUACCCCAUACCAAAAAUUAUUUUUAUUUUAUGUGAAUCUACGAAAAUGUUGAUUAACAUUGAAAUUUUCGAUCUGCCCAAGAAAACAACUCUUACGGAAGCUGACAUAAAAGAACUAGCGGAGAGAAAUGAGCUAUUACUCAGGGAAAUGGAGCGCUUCAAUCGCAUGACCAGAAACGUGCAGCGUCUUGUUGGAGCUGAAGUGGCUGUCUUCAAGAAACCUAAAGAAGACCUGUCUCCCCCUGAGUACAUACCGAGCUGUUAUGGUAAGAACCAUGUUUUAUAUUAAGCAACAACAAAGAAGACAGUAUAAAUAUAAUGUUAAACCAAAUAAAUUAACGACAACAGUAGCAGGAGUUUUUAGGAACCGAAGAAAUAUUGAAGUCCUUACAAAUUGAAGUAAUUAUGUUU